Messenger RNA from Pistacia vera, 473 nucleotides. RefSeq names its product G-type lectin S-receptor-like serine/threonine-protein kinase At1g67520. The transcript is spliced from 2 exons. The coding region runs from base 2 to 295 and encodes 97 amino acids. Gene Ontology annotation, molecular function: protein kinase activity; ATP binding. Lineage: Eukaryota; Viridiplantae; Streptophyta; Magnoliopsida; Sapindales; Anacardiaceae. The record is from RefSeq and is a predicted model, not a curated record. Gene Ontology annotation, biological process: protein phosphorylation.
UAUGAAGAGUUUACUAUCUAAACUGAAAAUCAAAAUAUCAGCUGCUGAAUAUCUUAACAAUGAUGCAAAUAACCUGCAAGUAUUUAGUUUUACAACCAUUAAAGCAGCUACAAAUAACUUCUCGGGCAAUAAUAAGCUCGACGAGGGUGGAUAUGGUCCUGUCUACAAGGGGAGGUUACUGAAGGGACAAGAAAUAGCAGUCAAGAGACUUUCAAAAACUUCUCAUCAAGGACUUGAAGAGUUCAAGAAUGAAGUUGAGCUUACUGCAAGGCUUCAGCAUGUAAAUCUUGUAUGAGUCUUGGGAAUUUGCACUGAAAAGGAAGAAAAUAUGCUGAUUUAUGAGCACAUGCCAAACAAAAGUUUGGAUUUCUACAUCUUUGGUAUUCAAACUCUAUACUUCCAACUAUCUUCUAUACAAGUUUGUAUAUUUAAUCUUACUCUUUUAUGGAAUGAUCAAAACAUAGGCGAAAACA